ACUGUAGACUACUAUUGGUAUUGAUAUUGAAUUGAAUGUAUUAUUGAGUAAAUACUAUAUAAUUGUUAUAAUUAUAAACAAUACAUAUCUUAACCGUAAUCUAAAUUGUUUGCAAUUGUUUGAUGUAAUCAAUGGUUUGUAAGUGAAUGGAUUGUAUGGCGUAUGGCGUGAAUGGUAUACACUAUACACAUAUUGAUAGUGAAUACUAUAUACAGUAUAAGUGAAUGAGUGAAUGAAUGGGCAAAUAGUGUAAUCAAAGUGCCAUUACUUAUGCUUAAAGCGCUGAGAAAGCACUUAAAGGCCUCUCAAAAGAGCACUUCGUUUAUGCAAUACAUGAAGAUUAAUAGGAAAGAGGAACAAUUGGAUCAGUUGGACAACAAUUGGAUUAACUUCAGAAAUAUCGAUGAUUUGGCCAAUGAUUUGGUCGAACAUAACGUUUAUGGCAAAGGCUUUGACUUAAUUAAUACCAAUAAUAUAAGUAAUUGUAAUGAAAACUAUUAUUGCAAUUAUAAACACGAGAGACAAACACAUGAGAAGAAGAGAAUUGAAUGUGAGAUCAAAGAUGAGACCAAAAUCAAAGACGUGGAAGCGAUUCAACUCAAUCGCCAACACUUGCAUGCAUUGCAUCGCUUCAGAAGACAUAAGAAAAGAGGUAUAUCAUGUGAGAAGGAUGUGGUGAUUAGUUUUGUACCCAAGACUCGAGUAUCGAUUGUAAAUAAACGCGAUUUUUACUAUCGUUUUGGCAAAGAAGAAGAGGAAGCGAUGGCUUGUUUUGAUUUUUUGAAUCAUAUUCAAUGUGAUAACCAUUGUAUUGAUUGCAAUGAAUCGGACUCUAGUGAUGGGUCGCCGUGUCCUUCAUGUCCUUCGUGGCCGAGCAUUGAUUUGAGAGGUGAUAGCGAUGUGGAGGUGAUAUCUGAGGACAGAAAUAGUCAAUUGUCUUUAAGUGAUUCUUGUGUUGAAUAUUAUGAUUCUAGUGAUUAAUAACAUACAGUAUAUUCAUAUAUAAAUAUAUAUCUAUAUAUAUUUCUAAAUAACCAAAACUUUGUGGCAUUUGUUGAUAAUUAAGAGUCUAUCAAAUAAUUAUUUAAUAUAACCCAAGAAACUAAACAUUAUUAUUAUUUCAUAUAAAUAUCGAAUUAGCAUUCAUUCCAAC
Messenger RNA from Medioppia subpectinata, 1153 nucleotides. The record is from the annotation of a GenBank genome assembly. Lineage: Eukaryota; Metazoa; Arthropoda; Arachnida; Sarcoptiformes; Oppiidae.